Alligator sinensis (Chinese alligator) is the source of this 3239-nucleotide messenger RNA. Its product is annotated as NACHT, LRR and PYD domains-containing protein 12-like. The transcript has 8 exons. Gene Ontology annotation, molecular function: protein binding. The record is from RefSeq and is a predicted model, not a curated record. Gene Ontology annotation, cellular component: cytoplasm. Bases 67 to 2685 code for a protein of 872 amino acids. Lineage: Eukaryota; Metazoa; Chordata; Crocodylia; Alligatoridae.
UUGGGUGGGAUACGUCAUCAUGGUCAUGAAAAACGUUUACUUACGCCACCUGUAGUUGCGACGCAGAUGGUCCGGUCGUCUGAACAACCACAUUACAGUGUGAAGUACAGAGAGCACACCCACAAGAAGUACCGGCUGAUAUCAGAGAGGAAUCUGCAGAUUUGCCAGAACGUGACUCUCAACAGCAGAUAUACUCGGCUGAUGAUUGUUAGUGAGCCUUGUCCUGAGGAGGAAAAAAGGCACGAAAUACUGAGCAGGGGAUGGAGACAUGCAGGAACUAGGAGGGAACAUAAUCCACCUUUGAUUACUGUAGACACCCUCUUCAGCCGUGAUGAAACUGGACAAAGCCCCCAAAUUAUUGUCCUGGUUGGAGCUGCCGGGAUUGGAAAAACAAUGACGGCAAGAAAGGUCGUGUUGGACUGGGCGUCAGGGGAGCUGUACAAGGAGGAGUUUGAGUAUGUUUUCUAUAUAAAUUGUCGGGAGACGAUCAGGCUCCCCGAGCAGGGAAGCGUGGCUGACAUGAUGUUGAGAUGUUGCCCUGAUAAGAAAGCGCCCAUUAAGACGAUUCUGGAACAUCCAGAAAAACUCUUGUUCAUAAUUGAUGGCUUUGAUGAGCUGAGAUUUUCCUUUGAUCAACCUGGAAGCGAUCUGUGCUGUGAUCCCACGGAGGAGAAGCCAGUGAGCGUCAUCCUGAGCAGCCUGUUUCAGAGAACGGUUCUCCCUGAAUGUUACUUGCUGAUCACGACAAGACCCACCGCUCUGGAGAAACUGAGGCAGUGCUUGAAAACCAGGCAGCCUGAUCCGCAGUGUUCGCGGUAUGCAGAAAUCCUGGGGUUUUCUGAGCAGGACAGGGAGGAGUAUUUCUGCAAAUUCUUUAAGGAUGAUUCAAAAGCAUUGGAGGCCUUUAGCUUUGUAAGGGAAAAUGAAGUUCUCUUCACCAUGUGCUUUGUCCCCAUUGUGUGUUGGAUCCUCUGCACCGUGCUGAAACAGCAGAUGGAGAGAGGUGAGGAUCCUAGACAAACUGCAAAGACGCUCACUGAAGUGUACAUGCUGUUUCUCUUCAGCUUAGUAACGUCUCCUGGCUGCAGUGCAAAGCCCGCUGUGCAAAGCGACUUGAGGAGACUUUGCUCCUUGGCUGCUGCUGGAGUCUGGGAGCAGAGGAUUGUCUUUGAGGAGGACGAGAUCAAGAAGUCUGGCUUAGAUGAGGCAGCCUCUCUGCCCCUCUUUCUGAACGAGACUGUUUUUACAAAAGACAUCGACUGUGAGAGUGCCUACAGCUUCCUGCACUUAAGCAUCCAAGAGUUUUUUGCAGCUCUGUCCUAUGUACUGGAGGAAGAUGAGGAAGCCAUGGAAGAGUCAGUGGCUCCUCAGAGAGAUGUGAAAAAUCUCCUCAAUCAUUAUGGGGAGUCGAGAGAUGAUUUCAUGUUAACAGUGCGGUUUUUGUUUGGUUUAUUAAACGUUGGCCGAAUGAAGGACAUAACUAGAAAACUUGGCUGGAAAAUAUCAGCUAAAAUAAUACCAGACCUACUGGCAUGGUUUAGAUCAUCUUUCCUAUCAGAAGCUAUAGGAAACCUUGAUAGACUUCACUGCUUGUUUGAGAUCCAGGAGGAAGGGUUUGUGAGAGAGGCAUUGCAUCGGUACACUCGUAUGAGCUUUUCCGGCAAAGUAACUCAUAUGGAUCAAGUGGUUCUUUCCUUCUGUAUGAGACACUGUAUUCAGCUGGAAUCACUCGAGUUUUCUGGGGCUACAUUUGGGGUAGAAGAUGAAGAUGAACCAAGCCCACCAAAACAGGUUUGCCGGGAACAGAAGAAGCACUCACCUAUUUACCUGCUGUGUGAAGCACUGAAGGGCCCACAGUGCAAAGUGAAAAGACUGUGGUUGGGGUGGUGCAAUCUCCCAGACGCCUGCUGUGGGGAUCUCGCCGCUGCUCUCAGCACCAGCCCCAGCCUGACGGAGCUGAACCUGAGUGAGAACUUUGUUCUGGGGUAUGGCGGCGUGCGGGUGCUGUGCGAGGGACUGAGACAUCCCAGCUGCAAGGUGCAGACACUGCGGUUAUGGUGGUGCCGUCUCCCAGCCGUCUGGUGUGAGGAUCUCGCCGCUGUUCUCAGCACCAGCUCCAGCCUGACGGAGCUGGACCUGAGUGAGAACGAUGAUCUGGGGUAUGGCGGCGUGCGGCUGCUGUGCGAGGGACUGAGACAUCCCAGCUGCAAGUUGCAGACACUGCGGUUGGGGUGGUGCAAUCUCCCAGACGCCUGCUGUGGGGAUCUUGCCGCUGCUCUCAGCACCAGCCCCAGCCUGACGGAGCUGGACCUGAGGUAUAACGAUGAGCUGGGGGUUGGCGGCGUGCAGAUGCUGUGCGGGGGACUGAGACAUCCCAGCUGCAAGGUGCAGACACUGCGGUUGGGGGGUUGCCGUCUCACAGCCGCCUGCUGUGGGGAUCUCGCCGCUGCUCUCAGCACCAGCCCCAGCCUGACGGAGGUGGACCUGAGGAGUAACUGUGAUCUAGGGGCUGGCGGCGUGCGGGCGCUGUGCGAGGGACUGAGACAUCCCAGCUGCAAGGUGCAGACACUGGGGUUGAGCGUUAACAAACUAAAUGCAGAAACAAAGCAAGAGCUGGAGGCUGUGAAAGGAGUGAAGCCUGGUCUGGUCAUAAAGGACAUGCAGACUGAAUAUCCAUAUUGGUAAACCCUCGUGCACCGGCUGCCCGGCCAAGAGCUGGAGGAGAGGGGUGGAGCUGGGACCACCUGGCACUCCAGCUGGGCACCGUCGCUGCCAGGGACUCCAGCAGCAAUGGGCAGCCUGCGUGGUAGAAUUUGGGUGAAGAUGGUCAAGGCCAAUCUCCUGGGGGUGGCAGAUCCUCAUAAAGAGGUGGGUGUGCUCCAGGGUUGGUCUGCCCCUGGUGGGGCUUGGUUUCAGGGGCUGGGGAGGGGAGAGAGCAGCAGGGCUGAGGGCUCAGGCCCGGGGACCGGGAGCUGUGGGCUCCUGAGGGGUGUGGGUACCUGGAUCUUUCCACUUCUGGGGGUGGAGAAGAAGCCCCCAAAGCCCCUCUGGAGCCCAUGGGGAGUUUCCAGUCUGCGCUGUAGCUGUCCCUGGGACUUGUGCAUCUCCAGGGCGUUUGCAGUGUCACGUGCUUCCACAGCCACAGAGCUGGUGUUUUCUGUCUCCAUCCCUAGCAUUGCGUUUUCCUGGGGUAUCUUUGUGUCUGUCUUGUUGGAGUCCAAUAAAGAUCCCACUUCCAG